Molecule: messenger RNA, 567 nt
Organism: Cyprinodon variegatus (sheepshead minnow)
Lineage: Eukaryota; Metazoa; Chordata; Actinopteri; Cyprinodontiformes; Cyprinodontidae
Product: adhesion G protein-coupled receptor F5-like
Exons: 5
Source: RefSeq, a predicted model, not a curated record
CUCGCUCAACCCAAAUGUAUUACGCUAAAAUGACAAUAGACAAAAGUGCCCUGGAAGAUAUCACUGGAAAACUAAACUUUCCAGUGAGUGAUGACAAGCUGAACAUCGAGGAUGUUAAAAUUACAACAGAGUGUACGCAGAAUGACACCUCCAACAAAUUGUGUAAGUGCAGAGAAGGCCACAGAUGGAGUGAUGAAGUUUGUCAGAAGAGGCUCGAUCAGGAUACUUGUGUCCUCCCGGUAACAUCGGUUCACACGUGCAUUUUAAGCUCUGCAGUUGGCAUCACAGGGGAACUCAGAAUGAAAGAUUCCACGUAUCAAGACUGUCUGACCUCUAAGACGUCACCAGGUUAUCGUAAAUGUCAUGAUGACCUGUUGGAAUUGAUGAAAGCUUUUUACAGUGAAAUAAGAGGAUUUGACUCUCUGAAAAUAGAAGGCUUCAGAAUCGGAAGCAUUGUCACCGAUUUCGCAAUGAAGAUCGUCUCCGGAAAUGUUUCGCAACGUUUGUUUGAGCAAUCCACAAUGCUGUCUAAGAAUCUGUCUGCUGAAAUGAUACUGGAGACAACAG